Hibiscus syriacus is the source of this 607-nucleotide messenger RNA. RefSeq lists its product as uncharacterized. Bases 161 to 493 code for a protein of 110 amino acids. The transcript is spliced from 2 exons. The record is from RefSeq and is a predicted model, not a curated record. Lineage: Eukaryota; Viridiplantae; Streptophyta; Magnoliopsida; Malvales; Malvaceae.
GAAAAACCAACGUUUAAGGUUUGUUUAUGAUAUGCAGGGAGGUUGAGUUAUAAAUAGAGGAUCCAACCCAUGUUUGGUUCAACACUAUUAUUUGUCUCUGUAAAGCUCAAUCGAUUUAGACUCGAGUAGCUGCUGGUUUGGCUUUGCUUGCUUAUCCAAGAUGGUGGAUCUUCUUAAAGCCAUGAAAGCUGAAUUGGAAAUAGACAUGGAAGCAAGGCUAGCAUCUAUGGAGAAUUCACUCAAAGAGCUUAAGAAAAUGAUUUCAGACUGUAAAACAAAGGUAAAAUUUGUUGAUGACCUGGUGAACAUGCUCAUUAGAGCUGAGCUUGACAAUGAUCCGAGCAUUGACGACGAAAUCAUGGCCUGGAUGGUAGAGGAAGCUACGAGGGCCUUAACCGAAGCGAUGAGAGGCUCGGCCUCGUCGGAGCUGCCCUGCCCCACUGCCGCCGGAAAUGGUGGAGGGAAAGAGGGCAGUUCGAGCGAUGGCGAUUGAUAUCACAGUGGCUCUGCUUUGUUUUCUUGCAUUUAAUAUUCUAAUUUUGUCGUAUAAUAAUGUUAUCUAGAACCUUUAACUCUAUGUGGUAUGGUAGAGAAAGGAGUUAGUGUA